Messenger RNA from Haliotis rufescens (red abalone), 2235 nucleotides. RefSeq names its product sphingomyelin phosphodiesterase A-like. Lineage: Eukaryota; Metazoa; Mollusca; Gastropoda; Lepetellida; Haliotidae. The coding region runs from base 250 to 2049 and encodes 599 amino acids. Gene Ontology annotation, molecular function: sphingomyelin phosphodiesterase activity. The record is from RefSeq and is a predicted model, not a curated record. The transcript is spliced from 14 exons. Gene Ontology annotation, biological process: sphingomyelin catabolic process.
UAUGUCAGCGAGAAAUCGGGUCUCGACGGCAGGUCACAGGGUCUGUCCGUGUUAAAAAGCCAGUUAGGUUCUUUGUAUUCCUGACCACCAUGGUCAGAUACGAUGGUCCAGCUGUACAAUAACGGCGCCGUAGCACCUCCGACUUAAAAUGACCUUUAAGAAGACGGUCCAUUUCUUUUGAAGCGAGAAAUAUACGACAAGAUGAGGAAGAAAACCUCGUGACACUGUAGUUCACUCGACGGCUUGACCAUGUUGGACGCCGUGAAGACGCUCGUGUUGGUGGUCAGCGUCGUACACGUCGUCGUGAGUCUUCCCGUUCCCAAACAAGAUCACCCUUUAGGGGAUAGGACGUUGGGGUUGAGUGAGCUGUUCCCUCAAUACAUGCUGUGUGAGCAAUGCAAGUUGAUAGUCAAUCUGGCCAUUUCUACAAUUGCCUCGAACGGGACUUUCGACUACUUCAAGGCGGAAGCUGUCUGUAUAUGCAAGUAUAUCACCGAAUUCCUCAACUAUCGCGGUGACCUCAUGUGUCCAGGUCUGAUCGAUGCCUACGGCCCAGUGGUUCUGUUCGUGGCGGCACAUCUUAUCCUGGACCCUGUAGAGACAUGUAGAGAGCUUCACUUCUGUGAACCAAAACUGUCGCCUCUUAGUCACAAACACAAUCUGCUGCUGGAGAGCCAGGACGCCGUAGACAGUGCAAUGAUGGAUAGCGAAGACCAAGUACAUAGCAUGACGUUAGACAGACAAGAGACGUCGGUGUACCAGUUCCACAAAGAACCGAUAAAGAUACGAGAUCGACACGGCGCUGUUUCAGACUCGUCAGAUCCUAUACGGAUCGUGCAGAUAGCAGACAUACACAUAGAUCGACAGUAUGCAGAGGGUUCCCCGACAGAUUGCCGAAUGAACAUAUGCUGUAAGAAGGAGCUCAGCGGAUCAGGCUCCGCCGGAAAGUUCGGAGACUACAACUGUGACGCUCCGCCGAGAACUGUGGAAACCAUCUUAAGCCACAUCGCUGCUCUAGACCCUCAGCCAGACUUUGUCAUAUAUACAGGUGAUUCCCCACCCCAUGAUCUAUGGGAAGAGUCCUGGUCCACCCAGUUUAACGCUGACCUUGACGUCAUCAACAUAAUCAAGUCCUACCUGCCAGAAAUCGCCGUGUACCCAGUCCUAGGAAACCAUGAAUCCUUUCCCCAGAGUGAAUACUACCAGCCACACCAGGAGUACAAGACACUGAACAUCAAGACAGCCGAGGGGUGGCAGCAGCUGUUCGACAUUCCAGCUGACCAGUUGAAGAAUAUCCAGUACUCGGCCUACUAUACAACACUAGUCCAGCCCGGACUGCGGAUACUGUCAAUAAACACAGACUACUGGUAUUCUCUCAACUUCUACUCCCUACUGAACCACAAGGUGCCGGCCUACGAGCAGCAGCUUAAGUUCAUUGACGAAACACUGAGGAACGCAUCUGACCACAAUGAGAAGGUCAUAAUAACUGGCCACAUUCCACCCGGGGAAUUCUGGGUACAGAGCCAGUACGGGGACAUAUACACGGAGAUAAUCAGGAAGUAUGCCGACGUCAUCGCCAUGAACGUCUUCAGCCAUACUCAUCACGACGAAUUUGAACUGAUAACGGAUCCAUCUGACACAAGCCGGCCGACAGGGGUUGUUUUUGUCGCACCUUCUGUGACCACCCAAGCGAAGACCAACCCUUCCUUCCGAGUGUACAAGCUGGACAGGGAAACCUUCCAAGUACAGGACUAUGAUCAGUACUAUAUUGACCUAACUAAAGCAAAUGCCGAGGGCGUGGCUACAUUACAGAUGUCCUACUCCGCCAGGUCCGAGUACAACCUCCCCGACUUGAGCCCACAGUCCUACCACAGUCUCGUCCACAGAUUGGCCACAGACAGAUCCCUGUUUGACCGCUAUAUGAGAAACAAGUACGUCAAGAGUGGCCAGGAUCCGGAGUGCUGCUUCCUGUGUCGACAAGUGGAGAUCUGUCGAAUUUCAUCAAUCACGACUUCCACCUAUAACAAGUGUCUAAUUCCUUUCUUAUAAAGUCAUUGCUACAGAAAAUAGGAAAAUAUAUGAGAGCUUCAAUGCGUAUGGAUGUGUCACGAUGUUGUGUGGCUGUUGUCUUAUGCAUGUUUAGUGUGAAACUAUGUUGAAUAAGUUGUUAUUGUUUAUGAGUGCCCUGUACCUGUACAAAUUAUGGUGCCGGCUAAUGAAAUACUAUUCCACACA